Messenger RNA from Lachancea thermotolerans CBS 6340, 1824 nucleotides. It is a transcript of the gene BEM4, whose product is annotated as Bem4p. The transcript has a single exon. The record is from RefSeq and is a predicted model, not a curated record. The coding region runs from base 1 to 1824 and encodes 607 amino acids. NCBI's taxonomy places the organism in Eukaryota, Fungi, Ascomycota, Saccharomycetes, Saccharomycetales, Saccharomycetaceae. Gene Ontology annotation, biological process: positive regulation of GTPase activity. Gene Ontology annotation, cellular component: cytosol. Gene Ontology annotation, molecular function: guanyl-nucleotide exchange factor activity.
AUGGACUUUGAAAAUGUAUUGUUCAGACUGAAGCCUAUUCUUGACAGUGGCUCGUCCAGCCAGAUUGCUAAGGAUCAGGACCUUUGCAAUCGGUGCGUAGCUGUGUUAGACGAGCUAGCUGUACAGCUGCGAUCGCCCACUAAUAGAGAUUUUAUUAGGGAGUCGGGGGUGUUAAGCAAGCUGCUGAAGCUUUUUAACGAUGGUCUACGGGAACUUUCGGGGGACAAAUCUCCAACUGUCAAUUGGCUCAUAUUUAGUGCCGAAUUGACGCGCUGCAUCGCAAACUGUGUUGCAGACAAUGACGAUAACAGAGCUGAAUUCUGCACUUUAGCCUUGGAAAGUGCCGAGGCCUUCGAGGCGAACUUUCCCAAAAUCUUCGAGCUUACAGACACUGCAACCGAGCAUGUUUUGGACUUGCAAUUCAAAUCCCUGGCGCUCGUGAAAAAUCUCUGCCUGAACAACGAAGUUUAUACCCGCGAGUGUUCUCACAUUCUCACAAUACCAUUGGUAAAUCUCCUACACUCGAGAAACCUGACGGAAUUUGAUGAGCAUGCGCUGGAUAUAGUUGUAAUGACCACUGACCUGCUGUCAGAAUUUGUCAAGUUCUCUUCAAAUUCCAUCGCAUUGAAAGAGCUUCUUAUCAUGGCAAGGCUCAUGGCUCUUAUAUCGCCAAAAAUCGCAGAGCAGCCAACAGAAGAUCAAAUCACGAACGGAGACGCGAAUUGCGAAGAGUCUAGUGAGGAUACUGAAGACGCAGACCCCUUUUUGGAGCUGCAUCAAUGUCUUGCACUAUGCAUCGAAUGCGUUGUUUCCAAAAACGAGGCACUUGACUUGUCCUUAAGUGACUCGACCCAUAAGCUGCAGCAGCUGCUCCUUCAGUCAUUGUCGUUAGCUGAACUUAAAAACACCUUUGAAAACAAACUAAUUAUGAUGAGGCGGCUAUUGUUCAUUAUUGGCAUGGUUUCUGCAAAUGUUACGAAUACUAAUGUCCAGGACCGAGCUAUGUGCUACGCCACUUUACUACAGCCUAACGGUGUUUACAACAAAGCUGCUGCGCUCAUAGUGCUCUCCAACUCAAUAUCAUCACGGGAGACAGCUGACCAAGUGUCCUCAAACAUCGGCCUUGGACAAAUCGUUCAAGCUUGCAGCGCAUUUAAGGAUCCCAUGCAGUUCCAGGGACUUCUGGACAUCUUAAAGAAGCUCCUCAACCUCGCAAAUGUGUACGAUUUGACCGACGAAGAUCUUAAACUGCUUUUUGCAGAGCUAAGAAUAUGUCAUGAGCAGUGUCAGGUAUACCAAGAUGUCUCUCCGCUACUCGAUGCACUACUGGGCAAGUUUGCGGCUGUUUGUCCUGGCUCGCUACUGCUGAAACAAAUCUCCGAUCCAAACUUCAAAACGCUCAUCAUCCAGCGUGGCGGAAUUCCUGCAUGUUUACUAAUUGACAAGUUUGUCGUCGGCGACCGAAAUCUAGCCAACGGCUUACUGGCGGAUUUGUGGGCCUCCGCAUUCCGGUUUCAAGAGCUCUCCAAAAUCUCAACUCCACACUUGUUUCAGCUUUUAAAGUCACUCGGAAUUUAUUUCCGUUCUGUUGGUGACAACGACGCAAAUAUUGUUUUCAAACAACAUUCUUCCCAACUUGUUACUUUGUUAGAGGCCAUAGUCCCUAUGAGUACAAACACGGAUUCAGCAAGUAAAAGCAUAUUCAAUAACGCAAGAUUUGUGGCGGGGAUGAUACUGAACCUGCUGAAUGGCAAAGAACUGACUAGUAACGAAUUUCAGUUGCGAAACCUUGCCAAACAAUUGUUGGCGCCAAUCGAGUCGUAA